GCAAGUGCCACUCUGCCAUUCUUCUUCCACAUUGCCACACGCUUUAUGGGAGCGACAAGAUUCUGGCAACAGCUUCUUUUAGCUUGUCUACUGAGACUGUGAAACUGGCCAGCCAAGAUGAAAAGUAUUCUGAAGGAGAAACGACCGAAACUGCCACAGUCGGAGAGUGCCAGUCAGAGCAACUCUAUUGGAGCAGUGCGAUGGACUCUGCCCGACCAUGAGCUGCAAGCCCACAGCUCUGCACCUACCAACAGCACCAGUACCCAACGGCACACGGACCUGAGGGAUUUGCGCAGUCUCCAGGAGUGCGUGAAUUUCAUCUCUCAGUGGAAACAAGAGGUGGAGCAGAUCUGUAAGCAUGGGGGCUCUGUAUCUGCAUCCAGCAGCAGGAAUGACUGUGGUGCAACUGCACAAAGCCGCAGUGCGGAACACCGUCACAGACUCAUUCUUCAGUGGGCCAGCGAUCUCAAAGCUGUUGAUACACUGUUCAGUCAGUGUGAAGGGCAGCAGGAAAGAGGAACAUCCCAGGAAGUGAAGGAGACUGAGCAGAGAAUCAUGGAAUGGGCAAAAGAACUCCAGACAGUCUCGGAGCAGUGCGGCAUGAUGAGGGGAGAGUUGGCUCAGACUUUCAGGCAGCUGGAGCUUAAGAAGAAGAAGCUGGAAGCCAUGCUGCCUUUCCUGGAGUUCAUCACAUGGUCUCUGCUCAAACACGACCAGGAUGUAGUUUCACAGCUUUGGCUCCUCAGUAAACAGCAAUCCUGGAGACCAGAAAAUUCAAAAUACAUUCCAAAUUCAGUGUGGAACUGGAUCUGCAGUGCUGCGGCUGAGGUCACAUUGGACCCCAUGACGAACCACCCAUGGCUGCUGCUGUCUGAUGACUGUAAGAGGGUUCAGGAGUCCCUGACUGAAAUGAAAGUGAAGUUCACCCCCCAGCGCUUUGACACUUGGCCCUGUGUCCUGGCUUGGGAGGGCUUCUCCUCCGGCCGUCGCUACUGGGAGGUGGAGCUUGCCAACAAAGGCUACUGGCGUGUGGGCGUGGCUACAGCCUCAUCUAAUCGCCAGGGACGCUUCCCUAUGAGCCCCUGCGAGGGUUUCUGGGUGCUCUGGAGGAGCACACGGCAGUUCUACGCCUGCACCAAGCCUGAGACCCCACUGCCCCUGGCACUAGUGCCCAGGAAGGUGGGGAUCUAUCUAGACUAUGAGGAGGGGCAGCUGUCUUUCUAUAAUGUGGAGAAACGCUCACACAUCUACACAUUCAUCGGAAACUUCCGGGAGAAGUUGUAUCCCCUCUUUGCACCACUGGAUGGACGCACUCUCAUAACACUGUAUUCAUCAAAAACAGCACCAGAGACGCACUGAAUCACAUCUUCCAAUACACCUCUCAGGCCAGCUUGUUUGCACAUUUUGUCCUAAAACUUGUCGUUUGCUUCCAUAAUACAGAAAAUUACUUAAUUACAAAUGUCAUUUGGAUGGGUUGUUUUUGUCUCUUUUAAAACUGAAUAACUAAAUGAAUUUAUGAUUGUAUGUGUGUAUUGCUGGAUACACGCUGUGAAUAAAGACUGAAUAAAGUCUUUUUUGAUGAA
Messenger RNA from Electrophorus electricus (electric eel), 1583 nucleotides. Its product is annotated as E3 ubiquitin-protein ligase TRIM62. The record is from RefSeq and is a predicted model, not a curated record. NCBI's taxonomy places the organism in Eukaryota, Metazoa, Chordata, Actinopteri, Gymnotiformes, Gymnotidae. Gene Ontology annotation, molecular function: protein binding.